AUGGUUAACCACAGAGUCACCUACCGCCGCCGCAACGGGUGGAAUACAUCUUCCAACAUCACCCGCACCGUACGCACACCUGGUGGUGAGCUCCGCGUGCUGCACAUCAAGAAGCGAGGCACCGUCCCCAAGUGUGGUGAUUGCGGCUCCAAGCUCUCUGGCAUUCCCGCUCUCCGACCCCGCGAGUACUCUCAGAUCUCCAAGCCCCAGAAGACCGUCCAGCGCGCCUACGGUGGUUCCCGAUGCGGUAACUGUGUCCGCGACCGUAUCGUUCGAGCUUUCCUCAUUGAGGAGCAGAAGAUCGUCAAGAAGGUGCUCAAGGAGCAGGAGCAGAGCCAGAAGAAGAAAUAA
Fusarium redolens is the source of this 351-nucleotide messenger RNA. RefSeq names its product ribosomal protein L34Ae. Gene Ontology annotation, biological process: translation. Gene Ontology annotation, cellular component: ribosome. The record is from RefSeq and is a predicted model, not a curated record. Gene Ontology annotation, molecular function: structural constituent of ribosome. The transcript is spliced from 3 exons. The coding region runs from base 1 to 351 and encodes 116 amino acids. NCBI's taxonomy places the organism in Eukaryota, Fungi, Ascomycota, Sordariomycetes, Hypocreales, Nectriaceae.